Dendronephthya gigantea is the source of this 6388-nucleotide messenger RNA. Its product is annotated as serine/threonine-protein kinase MRCK alpha-like. The transcript is spliced from 55 exons. Lineage: Eukaryota; Metazoa; Cnidaria; Anthozoa; Malacalcyonacea; Nephtheidae. Gene Ontology annotation, molecular function: ATP binding; protein serine/threonine kinase activity. Gene Ontology annotation, cellular component: cytoplasm; cytoskeleton. The record is from RefSeq and is a predicted model, not a curated record. The coding region runs from base 373 to 5595 and encodes 1740 amino acids. Gene Ontology annotation, biological process: peptidyl-threonine phosphorylation; actomyosin structure organization.
CCAUGACUGUUUUGAGAAGAAACAACAGAAAAUAUCCAAUAAACUAAAACUUUUGUUCGGCGAAAAACAGUGGUAUUUUGUUGUAUCGCAGCAGUUUUUCUUGUGUUUUAAAGCUCAUUGGUACUCAUACAAAGUUGUAAAUAUAUUGCACAAUGGAAAAUGGGCAGGCGAAGUGUUAACAUUGAAUGAUAUUUUGUCAGGGAGUCUCUAGAAAAUAUACCGAAAUUAUACAUCCUUCUGACGCCGACUAAUUACAGAUUUUGGUUAUGAUAUUCCUACCUUUCUAAAUGGCUCUUCGGUAUCGGUGACACUGGCGAGGGAAAAGUUUUGAGGAAUAAAUAUUUUGUACUGUCAUUUCGUUCGUCGGAAGUAAUGGUUAAUACAGACAUGAACCCGCCUGACCGUCUUAAAACUUUGGAAAAAAUUUUCAGUGAGGGCGCGCAAGAUACAACUUUAAGUACAGAAACACUAUUGGAUAUAUUCCUCGUCUUGUACGAUGAGUGUUCAAGUUCAUCCCUACGCAGGGAUAAAAAUAUAGCUGAAUUUGUUGAAACGGUGAAACCUAUUGCUAAACGCGUGAAAGAAUUAAGACUUUCCAGAGAUGACUUUGAAAUGCUAAAUCUUAUCGGGAAAGGAGCGUUUGGGGAAGUUGCUGUUGUAAAAAUGAGAAGUACUGGUCAGGUUUAUGCCCUAAAGACUCUGAACAAAUGGGAAAUGUUAAAACGAGCAGAGACUGCCUGCUACAAGGAGGAACGAGAUGUUCUGGUUUAUGGUGACCAUCAAUGGAUUACUAAUUUACACUAUGCUUUUCAAGAUGACAGUUUUCUUUAUUUUGUUAUGGAUUACUACAGCGGUGGAGAUCUAUUAACACUCCUUAGUAAAUUUGAGGAUCAUUUACCAGAGGAGAUGGCAAAGUUCUACCUGGCUGAAAUGAUUCUAGCAAUUAACUCCUUGCAUGAAAUGGAAUAUGUUCACAGGGACGUUAAACCUGACAAUGUUUUGUUGGAUGUUACUGGUCAUGUGAGAUUAGCAGACUUUGGAUCAUGCUUAAAAUUAUGCAAAGAUGGAACUGUUCAAUCAGCAGUUGCUGUUGGUACACCAGAUUAUAUUUCACCAGAAAUUCUUCAGGCCAUGGAGGAUGGUAAAGGAAAGUAUGGCAAGGAAUGUGAUUGGUGGUCUCUUGGUAUCUGCAUGUAUGAGAUGCUGUUUGGGGAAACGCCAUUUUAUGCUGAGUCUCUGGUUGAAACAUAUGGAAAAAUCAUGAAUCAUAAGACUUUCUAUGAUUGGCCAUCACAUGUUGAAGUAUCAACAGAUGCGAAAGAUUUAAUUCAAAGGUUGAUAUGUCGCGCUGCACAAAGACUUGGCCAACAUGGUAUUGCAGAUUUCAAAGAUCACCCAUUUUUCAAAGGAAUUGAUUGGGAAAACCUAGCUGAAUGUGAUCCACCAUAUACGCCAGAGGUUAGCAGCGCAACUGAUACAUCAAAUUUUGAUGUCGAUAUUGAAGCAUCCAAAGCAAAUACUUCCACCCAACCAAAGUCAGUCUCGUCGUUCACUGGUCAUCAUCUUCCUUUUGUUGGAUUCACUUUCACCAAAGACAGCAUACUCUCUGAUCUGGCUCUGAAGAACAGGAAAAACCAAUUCUCUAAUGGAACACAGCAGUCUUCUAACGAAGUAAGCAGCGUAUCUGUGGAGGCCUUUGAGAGACGAAUUAAGAAACUCGAAAGAGAGAAAUCUGAAUUAAGUUGGAAGUUGCAAGAAUCAACGAAAGUUUUACAAGAACAAUCGAUUGAUACUAAAUCUGGCAGUAGAAGUUCGGACAGUGGAAGUUUGAACGAAGAGAUUUCUGCUUUGAAGAGGAAGAAUAAUGAAAUUGAGGUGAAGUUAAAACAUAAAGAAAAGGAACUUGAAGAGAUUUUGAGUGACAAAAAGACAGCGGAAAGUUCAUCCGAAGAUAUGAAGUGGAAGCUCAGAUCAGCUGAAAAGGACAAAAAAGCUUCGAAGGAGGAAAAAGUAAUUUUGGAAAAGGAUCUUGCGGAGUCAAAGGAACGCAAUACUGCAUUGUCGAAGGAACUAAAGGAAGCCCAGAGUCAACGUAAGCUGGCAAUGGCUGAGUUCAGUGAUUUGAACGAUAAACUGGCAGAAAUAAGAUCUCAGAAAACGAAGUUGAUGAGAAAUCAACGAGAGAAAGAGGAAGAACUAGAGAGUGCUUUGGAAAAGGUGGAGAGUAUGAAGACAGAAAUGAGAGUUGUUGAUAAGAAGAAGAAAGAGAUGAACAGUCAAAUUGACGAGUUAACGGCGGAAGUUAGUAAAGAGAAAAAACUGAGAUCACGUAGCGAGCAAUACUCCAAACAACUCGAGGAGGAGAUUGAUAUACUCAAGAAGAAACAACGAACGAUUGGAAAACUUACAAGUUUUGAUACAAAUGCUGAACAACAGCAGCAGGAAAUUACCAAACUCAAGGCGUCGUUGGAAAAAGAGAAGAUUGAUCAUGAAGAAAUCAGUUCCCAACAGAAGAAACAACACAUGUCUGAAGUAAAGGAGCUCAAAGAGAAGUUACAUGAUCAAGAAAGUGCUUCGAAGAAAUUGGAAAGUCAAAUAUCUGCAUUAACAAGUAAAGCUAAUCAGGCGAAGAAGGACAGUAUAAGUGAGCAGCAAGAUGUCAUCAGUGAUAUGCAACGACGAUUUGAGCGAGAUCGUAGUUUACUGAAUGAGGAAAAUAGAAAACUGCAACUUGAAGUAGAAAAGGUGACAGAAAAGCUGAACAAAGCCCAGAUUUCUCAGCGUCGUAAUGAUGAGGAACUCAAAGACAUGAGGGAAAAGAAUGACCAGGUUGCACACUGGGAGGCACAGAUCGCUGAGAUCAUCCAAUGGGUGAGUGAUGAAAAGGAAGCACGUGGGUAUCUUCAAGCAUUGGCAACCAAAAUGACUGAGGAACUAGAGGCACUUAAACCUUCAACAUCUGGUUAUGGUACUCUUGGAAAGGGUGAUAAAGAUUGGCAAGCGAGAAGAUCUCAUAAGAUGAAUAAACAAGAACUCCUCGCCUUGCAAGCAACACUGAAGAAGGAACUUGAGGCAAAACAAAAUCUUGCUGAUGAACUAAACAGAAUUAAGGCGAACGGAGCCAUGACGGAGAAGAAACUGAGUGAAAGUGAGGCACAGAAUAACACGAUGAGAGAGGAAUUAAGAAAACUCCGGACAGAAAACGAACAAAUUAAGACUCAAGGUUUCCAGAAAGAAGAUUCAAAAUAUCGCGACCAGUUUCCAUUCAUGACUCUGCUCAACAAAGAGACGGAUACUGUAGUUAUGUCCUCCGAGACUUCCGAACACCAUCCAACUCUUGAGGAACGAUCAAGUUUGGAGUUGACUCCAUCUUCUCCAGGAUCACCUCAGCCUAAUGCUAGCACUGAAUCAAGCGCUCUGGCUCAUCCUAAGCCUCGAGCACAUAAGUUUGGUGUAAAGACGUUUACCUCACCCACGAAAUGCCAACAGUGUACGUCACUUAUGAUCGGAUUAAGGCGACAAGGCUCGGUCUGUGAAGUAUGUAAUUUUUCAUGCCAUGUGACUUGUAUGGAUAAAGCUCCACCUGUUUGUCCAAUUCCUGCAGAACAAGUCAAUCGUCGCCCACUCGGUAUUGAUCCUCAACGGGGAACUGGUACGGCCUAUGAAGGUUAUGUGAAGGUUCCUAAACCAGGUGGAAUCAAGAAAGGCUGGCAUCGUCAGUUUGCCGUUGUCUGUGAUUUUAAACUCUUCCUGUUUGAUGCUAUCGGUGAUCGUCAAACCCAGAUAUCGCAAUCAGCCAGCCUUGUCCUUGAUAUGAGAGAUGAAGACUUCUCCGUCUGCAGUGUCCUUGCUUCUGAUGUGAUACAUGCGCACAAGAAAGAGAUCCCUUGUAUCUUCAGAUUAACCUGUUGUCAAACAUCGCCCCCUGGAACAACUUUGACUCAGUUAGUUUUAACUGACAGUGAGACAGAAAAGAACAAAUGGGUCAACGCUCUUCAACAUCUUCACAAAAUGUUGACUGAAAGCCAAGACACCUCAAAAACUCAAAUUUUCCAAGCCAAAGAAGUUUGCGAUGCAUCCCUUCACAUCGUUAAAAUGGCGUUGUGUGCGACGAUUAUCGACACGGAUAGAAUCGUCGUAGGAACUGAGGAUGGCCUCUUCCUCUUGGAACUGAUGAAAGAAUCGUGCAUACGUAUUGGUGAUGCAAAGAAAGUCACCCAAGUCGAAAUGCUUCCGGAAGAGAAGCUGCUGAUCGUCCUAUCAAGCAAGAACAAACAAGUACGUCUGUACCCAUUAUCUUCACUGGAUGGUCAUGAUACUGAACCUGUAAAAAUCGUUGAAACGAAAGGCUGCUCCCUGUUUGCCACCGGAUAUAUCAAUGAUGGAAAGUCGAGCUGCCUCUGUGUGUCUGUGAAACGUCAUGUGUACGUGUAUGAAUUGCAUAGUAACAAAAACAGACACACUAAGAUCAAGCAACUAGUACUGUCCGUGAACUGUCAAUGGUUGGGACUCUACAGUGGUCGUUUGUUCGUUGGUUAUGUUUCUGGAUUUGUGGUGCACAGUUUGCAAGGAGGAGAACCUCUUAAACUUGUGAGCUCUGAAGAUCCUUUGUUGUCUUACGUGGUUUCCAACCAAAUGGACGCAUUAUUAGCUGUUGAGAUUAUACCAGAUAAGGAGUACCUGCUCUGCUUUGAUGAGGUUGGAGUCUUUGUUGAUAAUUUGGGACGGAAAACGAAAAUGGAAGAGCUCAUGUGGCCAUCACCUCCCGUCAGUGUCGCCUUUUGCUAUCCGUUUAUUAUAUCAUUCAGUGAUCGAGGUAUUGAUGUAUUUGAGGCAAACACUGCCAAGUGGAUUCAAACCAUUCCAAUCAAAAAGUGUAUCUCCCUGGUCAGCGAUGGUUCUCUGUGUCUUUCAACAGCUAAUGAAAUACCCAGCUUGUUAUUCUUAAGAAAUAAACUAAUGCAAGAGGAGGAACUGAUCAUCCCUGAUCCUACAAAGGGCAAGAAAGCCAUUGCUGCUGUCCUUAAGAUGAAAAGCAAGAAGAAAUGGUCAUUCAAGACAAGAGAGUUAGGAUUCCAAGAUCUUGACAGCGAAACAAAACAAAGAUUAAUUUCUCUUCCAACUAAUUUCAACCAUGUGUCUCAUAUGGGGCCAGGUGACGGCAUUCCUGUGUUAAAAGAUAUGUCUGUGAGACCUCAAAGAGUCGAGGAAGAAGAGCUUCUUCAUGAUGGUAACAUGAGCCGUAGCUAUACAGCUGUUGGUCCUAUCAGAUCAAAACGACCAACCAGUGCUGUUCCACGACCAAUGAGCGCCGCGCCUUCGCCACCUUUCGUUAACGGAAAGUCCUCCUCUGAUGGAGUAAGCAUUGAAGGAGGGAGUCGGUCGCCAUCAUCAACAUCAAGUGAAGAAACUCGAAGCAAUCGUCUGUCAGGGGACUUGGAGAAAUAUUUUUCUAAGGCACCUAGUAUUCUCUUGCAAGAUGGUUCACAACCGCUAACUGCUUUUGAUUCGAUAAAUUUAAUGCCCAACGAAUUGCAGGAAACCUCCAGCACAGGGCACCCAUCUUCACCAGAAAGCUCGGAAGUCCACCUUUGAUAACAUAGACCAGAAAGAGUAUCCCAAAAUCAUACGAGAUAUUUCGCCAAGACCUGAGCAAGGGCCAUCUUCAUAUGACAAAGAAUUUUCAUCGGAGAGUGAUAAGUACCCUAAUGCCGCGACUAACAAGUAUAAUCAGAAUGUAGUUAUAUAUAUAUAUAUAUUUUUAUACAGGAUAAUUUUAUAAUUUGUAUUAUUAUUAUUAUUAUUAUUGCUAAAGACAGUUUCUCUGUGACUGAACGAAUAUCAAACGAAGUCACUGUAAAUUAAGAAGAAAUUUAUAGGACCUCAGGUUUGCCAUCACUGAGCUAAAUAGAAUCUACUGUAGUGGUGAAAGACAGGCGUGUGGGCUGUUGGGUGUGGUUGGGUUGUGGUAAUUUCAUGGGAACAUUUAAAGCAUGCAUUAACAAGUCACUUCGAAAAAAAAUAUUUCAAAUAAAGUUUCUGCAAAACAAGUAAAUUUCUUAUAUACAGUUGUUAAUUUGUGAUCAGGCAUAUGCUUUGAAGCAGAAAUUUGUAAAUCAUCGCAAGAAUCUCGCCUAUGAAUGAGUUGUUGUUUACGUAUUUUAACGCAGAUGGUAAAGUUAUAUGUAAUGAGAAUCUCCCUAACUGUCAACAGAUUUAUUAAACGGCGCCAUUUUGUCCGUAAAUAGUCAGUAACCAUGAGGUCUAGAAGCGUCUAGAAACAUAAGAAUAUUAGUGAUAUGUCCUCGCUGUAAUCGCGUAGUAAUCUCUUUGCACUAAUUAACACAUUCUGCACUUAGCUUUGAUCAAGCAUUUUAAAACUCGUUAA